AGUAAAAACAUGGAGAGUAAACGAGCUGCUACAUUGGAGUUUGCAGUACAGAUGACCUGUGAGAGUUGUGUUACUGCAGUUAAAAAUGCCCUGAAAACACAACCUGGAGUACAGUCAGUGCAGGUUGAACUGGCUGAGGAGAAAGUUUUGGUUGAGACCUCACUAUCCUCUCUAGAGAUUCAGAGUCUGAUUGAAAGCACAGGCAGGAGAGCUGUACUGAAGGGGAUUGGAGGAUCCGAGUCUGAUCUAGGCACAGCCGUGGCCAUGCUUGCUGGGACGGGGUUGGUUCAGGGUGUAGUACGUUUCCUGCAGCUUUCCGAGGAUCGCUGUUUGAUCGAUGGUACGAUUGAUGGCUUAGAGCCUGGCGCUCAUGGGCUGCAUGUGCAUGAACUCGGCGACCUUACCCAGGACUGCAUGAGCUGUGGGGAACACUAUAACCCGUAUGGAAAGCAGCAUGGAGGACCGCAGGACACAGAGAGGCAUGUUGGUGAUUUGGGAAACAUCCUGGCAGGAUCAGACGGCAGAGCAACAUUCAGACUGGAAGACUCUCAACUAAAAGUGUGGGAUGUGAUUGGCCGAUCACUGGUGGUCGAUGCUGGAGAAGAUGACCUGGGAAGAGGAAAUCACACGCUGUCCAGACAAACAGGAAACUCAGGGGAGAGGUUGGCAUGUGGAAUCAUUGCUCGUUCAGCAGGGCUCUUUCAGAACCCCAAAAAGAUCUGUGCAUGUGACGGAGUCACUUUGUGGGAGGAAAGAGGUCGACCCAUUGCCGGAACAGGACGCAAAGUCACAGACACACCAACAGCUCAUUUAUAACAGUGUGGCCCCUCAUCACGAUAACUAAUGACACCUGAUUUCCAAUUACUGCACUAAAGAAAAGACAUUCAUAAGACCAAAUAAAGUUUUUACAUCCUCGACCUGAUAAGCAAAAACUACAUGUUUCUAUUUAAUUAAACUGCUUUUAGGUCAGUAAUGCCAAGUUCACACUACACGCCUUUCCAAGUUGUCAGGUUGCAGUGCAGUUCACACUACACAACUGGAUCUCCUGUAAUCGGGAGUCUUUCAAGUUGGUGUGGCUUUCACACGACACGACCGAUCAGCGAUAGGGGGUUUCACACUACACCAUCUAUCACCAACUGGAAUCGCCGGCGAGCUUCUCUGGUCUCCCAAACUACGUUUUGUCAUGAAAACAAACGCAAGAAGUGACAGAAGGUUUAAUGAUACCACGUCCAAAAAUGCACGUCAACAAGUAGCAAUCAAAGUUUGUGCGCUGAUGUGCAGCGUAAAAUCAAGGAGAGAAAAUAAAUAAAUGAAUGAAUGAGUGGAUUUGGCUACGUGAACAGUAGGGAUUGUUCUAUAGUGAGUUGGAGGUUAAUAAAUAUUUUUUUGCUGUGCAAUGUUGGUGUUAUGUUUUGUAGAGAACGAUAAGGUCAGAAAUACUGUUAAACUUGUGUGUGCUGUUGUAUUCUGAUAUAAACUAUAUUAUGCCCCUGUACCAGCUUUUUACAACUCUUCCCCUGCGUUUCCCCUUACACCGUAUCUUGCGUUCUCACUGCCAGUUGGGCGACUCAGAUCCAGAUAUUUGACAUGCUAUAUAUCUCUCUUCAGCUCGGAUCGAGUUGUUUAGUUCACACAUAGUGAUUGCGAGCCGAGUUUCGAUCGGAGUUGCUCCCGAGCCGGCAAAUCUAGUGCCGACCAGUCGCCGAGUGAAAAUCAGGGCAAAAAUCGUAGUGUGAACUAGGCAUAAGGCUCAGUGUGAGUUGCCUGUGAUGCACUGGCACCCUGUUCAGAGUGGAUCCAUGCCAACCACUUACCAGGAUAAAGUGUUCUGAGAAAAUUAAUCAAUGCAUUAAUAAAACAAUCCUAUUAGUUUUUACAA
Molecule: messenger RNA, 1879 nt
Organism: Trichomycterus rosablanca
Lineage: Eukaryota; Metazoa; Chordata; Actinopteri; Siluriformes; Trichomycteridae
Product: copper chaperone for superoxide dismutase
Exons: 8
Coding region: 10-816 (268 amino acids)
Biological process (GO): superoxide metabolic process
Molecular function (GO): superoxide dismutase copper chaperone activity; copper ion binding
Source: RefSeq, a predicted model, not a curated record